GCCAGCACUAUAGAACACAUGGAUUCCUGCUAAAAAAUUGCGACGACUUUGGUACACAAGGCGCAUUGUUUUGCAUCUCCCCAAGGCCAACUCCAACAAAGCGCCGAGGCUCCAGUCAGCCUUACUCAUACCCAAGAUUUCGAGAGCUCGUGCCUUGACAACCACUUGGUCUUGUAUAACAUCAGGUGCCUUCUGUCUGUGACGCAGUACCAUGUCGACAACGGCAGGUGCCUUUAUCGCCGGCGGCAUAGCCGCGUGCGGCGCCGUGACAGCGACCCAUCCUUUCGAGACCGUCAAAAUCCGCAUGCAACUUCAAGGCGAGCUCCAGAGCAAAGGCCACCAACCACACCACUACCGCGGCCCGAUCCACGGUGUAUCCGUCAUUGUACGAAACGAAGGCCUGCGCGGAAUCUACAGAGGUAUCGGCUGCGCAUACAUAUACCAAGUCCUACUGAAUGGCUGUCGGCUGGGCUUCUACGAGCCCAUGCGCCAGACGCUCUCAUCCGUCAUUUUCAAGGACGAGAAAGUGCAGUCGCUGGGAAUCAAUAUGUUUUGUGGUGCAGCAUCCGGCGUGAUCGGCGCCAUGGCGGGAAGCCCAUUCUUUCUGGUCAAGACGAGGUUACAGAGCUACUCGCCCUUCUUGCCGGUCGGUACACAACAUACAUACCGCAAUGCGAUUGAUGGGUUGAGGCAGAUUUACUCGGGCGAGGGAGCAAGAGGUCUGUACCGUGGCGUCGGUGCAGCUAUGAUCAGGACGGGUUUUGGAAGUUCAGUGCAGCUGCCGACAUACUUCUUCGCCAAGAGGAGACUGAUGAAGCACGUGGGCAUGGAGGAAGGCCCAGCGCUGCACCUCACCAGCAGCGCCGUGAGCGGCUUCGUUGUUUGUUGCUUUAUGCACCCACCUGACACCGUAAUGUCCCGCCUCUACAAUCAAAACGGGAACUUGUACAAGGGCGUCUUCGACUGCCUGGCCAAGACUGUUAAGACGGAGGGCUUCUUCGCGAUCUACAAGGGUUUCCUGCCUCAUUUGGCCAGGAUAUUACCACACACCAUCUUGACUCUGAGUCUGGCAGAGCAGACAAAUAAGCUUAUUCGGAGGUUUGAAGGUUUUAUAAUACCUGAAUCUGCAGAGACAAAGGCAUAGUUGGGGGAGGUGGGAUCUCAAGUCAGGUGUAGGGAGUGGCCAUGAACAUGAUUUUGUCAGUCAUCAGCAUAUAUAUCAUGCAUUGGAAAGGUAGAAGCAGGAAGGAAAAGACACAAAAAGUCAGGCGGACAUUAGAUUUUCACGGGAAGUAAAUUUACUCUGAGAAUACUAACCCAAAAUAAAUAUAUACAUAAAUGACAAUACUCAAUCAAUGAG
Cryphonectria parasitica EP155 is the source of this 1360-nucleotide messenger RNA. Its product is annotated as mitochondrial carrier. The transcript is spliced from 4 exons. The record is from RefSeq and is a predicted model, not a curated record. NCBI's taxonomy places the organism in Eukaryota, Fungi, Ascomycota, Sordariomycetes, Diaporthales, Cryphonectriaceae. Bases 212 to 1144 code for a protein of 310 amino acids.